Messenger RNA from Tupaia belangeri chinensis (Chinese tree shrew), 3050 nucleotides. RefSeq names its product formin binding protein 1 like (gene FNBP1L). Gene Ontology annotation, molecular function: protein binding. The coding region runs from base 1 to 1641 and encodes 546 amino acids. The record is from RefSeq and is a predicted model, not a curated record. Lineage: Eukaryota; Metazoa; Chordata; Mammalia; Scandentia; Tupaiidae. The transcript is spliced from 14 exons. Gene Ontology annotation, biological process: signal transduction.
AUGGAUCAGGAUCAGUUCGACAGCUUAGACAAACAUACACAAUGGGGAAUUGACUUCUUGGAAAGAUAUGCCAAAUUUGUUAAAGAGAGGAUAGAAAUUGAACAGAACUAUGCGAAACAACUGAGAAAUCUGGUUAAGAAGUACUGUCCCAAGCGUUCAUCUAAAGAUGAAGAGCCAAGGUUUACUUCAUGUAUAGCCUUCUUUAAUAUCCUCAAUGAGUUAAAUGACUAUGCGGGACAGCGAGAAGUAGUAGCAGAAGAAAUGGCGCACAGAGUAUAUGGUGAAUUAAUGAGAUAUGCUCAUGAUCUGAAAACUGAAAGAAAAAUGCAUCUCCAGGAAGGACGGAAAGCUCAACAAUACCUUGACAUGUGCUGGAAACAGAUGGAUAAUAGUAAAAAGAAAUUUGAAAGAGAAUGUAGAGAGGCAGAAAAGGCACAACAGAGUUAUGAAAGAUUGGAUAACGAUACUAAUGCAACCAAGGCAGAUGUCGAAAAGGCUAAACAGCAGUUGAAUCUGCGCACACAUAUGGCUGAUGAGAAUAAAAAUGAAUAUGCUGCACAGUUACAGAACUUCAAUGGAGAACAACACAAACAUUUCUAUGUAGUAAUUCCUCAGAUUUAUAAGCAACUACAAGAAAUGGAUGAACGAAGGACAAUUAAACUCAGUGAGUGUUACAGAGGAUUUGCAGACUCAGAACGCAAAGUUAUUCCUAUCAUUUCAAAAUGUUUGGAAGGAAUGAUUCUUGCAGCCAAAUCUGUUGAUGAAAGAAGAGACUCUCAAAUGGUGGUAGACUCCUUCAAAUCUGGUUUUGAACCUCCAGGAGACUUUCCCUUUGAAGACUACAGUCAGCACAUUUAUAGAACCAUUUCUGAUGGGACUAUCAGCGCAUCCAAGCAAGAGAGUGGGAAGAUGGAUGCCAAAACCACAGUAGGAAAGGCCAAGGGCAAAUUGUGGCUCUUUGGAAAGAAGCCAAAGGGCCCAGCUCUAGAGGAUUUCAGUCAUCUGCCACCAGAACAGAGACGUAAAAAACUACAGCAGCGCAUUGAUGAACUUAACAGAGAACUACAGAAAGAAUCAGACCAAAAAGAUGCACUGAACAAAAUGAAAGAUGUAUAUGAGAAAAAUCCACAAAUGGGGGAUCCGGGAAGUUUGCAGCCUAAAUUAGCAGAAACCAUGAAUAACAUUGACCGCCUACGAAUGGAAAUCCACAAAAAUGAGGCUUGGCUCUCUGAAGUUGAAGGCAAAACAGGUGGGAGAGGAGACAGAAGGCAUAGCAGUGACAUAAAUCAUCUUGUAACACAGGGACGAGAAAGUCCUGAAGGAAGUUACACUGAUGAUGCAAAUCAAGAAGUUCGUGGGCCACCCCAACAGCAUGGUCACUCCAAUGAGUUUGAUGAUGAAUUUGAGGAUGAUGACCCUUUGCCUGCUAUUGGACACUGCAAAGCUAUUUAUCCUUUUGAUGGACAUAAUGAAGGUACUCUGGCAAUGAAAGAAGGAGAAGUUCUGUACAUUAUUGAGGAGGACAAAGGUGACGGAUGGACAAGAGCUCGGAGACAGAAUGGUGAAGAAGGCUACGUCCCCACGUCAUACAUAGAUGUAACUCUAGAGAAAAACAGUAAAGGUGCAGUAACUUAUAUCUAAAUGCAUUAGGCAGCUUUGUGCCAUGUGUGGCAUAGGAAUGGUAACAUGAAAUGAGACACAUUCAACAGGUUGGAAAAAAUAAGAAAACUUAAAAGGCAUCCAAGAUUUAUUGUUCACUGUGUGAGCUGAGUGUAGGCCUGACCUUAGAGAUGUGAAUAUUAUCAUAAGAAACUGCUACGUGGCGCUUUACUGUUUGAGUAAUGUUGGUGUGAAGCUUAAUUGAUGCCUUUUGCUUUAUGUCCUGCUUAAGUCUGUGUGAAGGAUUUGUGUUUUUUCUGCCUUAUAAAAAGCAGAAUUUGAUUCAUUGGGCAGGAAUCUAUAUAGAGAAUGAUCCCCCAUCCUCUCUACUUCAGAAUGCACAGUAACGGUAGUGAUUCACAUAGUUGGACUGCUCCGAAGUGCUAUUGAAAGCUAAUUCCCAAAAGAGUAGUUUGUUCCAGGAAUUUGAAUCUGUAGCUACAGUUUUCAGAGAGAAAAGUAGUAGUUAGCUAACUAGGUAAAGUAAUAAUAUUAUGAUUUCCAUUUUCCUUUCCAGUUUUAACUUUGACUUUCUAAAGGAAAAAAUAAGCAUCUAGUACGUGAUCUAUUUAAGUAGUAGAUUAAUCAGGAGACCUGCAAAAUAAAUCACCCGGUCUACCUCUUAAUGAAUAAAACAGCUUUCUCCUGAGAACUGAAAAUAUUUUCAGGUUUACUGGUGAUUUUCAAUAAUAUACAAGUUACCUUCCUUCCAAAUUAAUAUUUUGCUUAUACUUUUCCAUUUUGAAAAUGUCUUUUAGGAAAUAAAAGACUGCUUUAGCGAUUACUUAGUAUUUAGCAGUUAUUCUUAAGAAAAUAGAUUCUAAAUCAACAAAGAUAGAGGGAAUGUUGAAUCAAGAAGUAGUACUAGCAAACUUUUAAAAGAGAAACAGCUUUUUUGACUAACAGGGUUAAGUUAAUGUCCCUUAAGGGCAUUUCCUCAUUUUAUCCAAAUCAUCAGUUACUGGAAUAGAUUUAGUUAAUUUCAACAAGCUUUUGUUGGAAGCACCAUGCAGCCCAGGACUGUGCAGUGUUCACUGACCACACCCUGAAUGAGUUGUGUGGGGAGGUAACGUGAGGAAGCAGUGAGACUGGGUCUUGAUUUUGCUUAUGUUUCAGUUUUUUCUAAUGUUUUCUGUAGCUGACUAUAAAAUGAUUUUAGAGACAUUUGGGACAGAGACUAUAAACUGAACACACCUUUUGGUCUUACCAAAGGUCUUCAGUAAUUGUUCUUUUCUUUUUCCUCCUGGACUGCAGGUUCCUGAAGAGGGUUUCUGAGGAAAUGGGCAAGAUGUUGAAGGAGGUUACAUGCAGCUGCUUUUGGGGGGAGGGUAUUAGAGUUGGCAGGCUCAAAGAGAGAGUGAGAGAAGCUAGUUGCAUGAGUGCAUGCAGAU